AUCACCACGUCGACCUAGCACGACUCACUUCGAGCCCUCUACGUGGCUGCAUCAGCCUCGUCCUGCAGAUCUGAGAUAUCUAGGACACCAUUUCAAGUUACCUGCCCCAGGUUUUGAUUGACUGCGACGAAAGGACGACAACUGCCUGAUGAUACGACUGACAACAAAUCUCGCGCAGUGCUCGCCGAGGUCACCGUCCGUGCAGAGAGCAAGCGAUGCCUCCUCCAGGCGGAGCCAAGCGAAAGAGAGGAGAUCGCUCCUACUCUGAUGAUCAGCAAAGCCCCCGUCCCUCGCCGCACCGCCCAGGAAACUUGCACCUAGCACAGCACGGCAAUUUUCAGUCUCCAGGCAAUGAUCGCGACUACACCAACCCACGUGGUAGAGGUGGAAGAAGAUCUAGUCGAGGUGGAAGAGGUGGAAUCAACGCAUCUAGUCCGGUCAACAAUCCUGAAGAAGUCCAUCCUACGGUCGCAGGUACUCCAGCGGCGAACAGCGAGACAGCUACUAUGAAUGGCACCGUAGCUACACGCCAGGACCCUAAUCCUACCAGUAUCACCUUCAACGGCCCUCCUACCGAGUCCCUGCCGUACAAUUAUACAUUCGUGACCCCCGAAACUUGUGACUCAUGGAAGACUGGCGGGAGGGACGGUGUUCUACAGCAGGGCCUGGCAGCCGUACGCGACAACGACACUACCAAAACUUCAGCUAUCAUUCAAGAGCUAUGUCAGUCCGUCGUAUAUGGACGGUUGGACCCCUUCGAUGCAGGCGAACUGGUGAAGGCAAUGAUCGAUACCGAAAUUUCAGGAAAAGAUGCCGCCGCCGUCUCCGAUCCGACAGCACUUCAAACCCUCGUUCUCGACUCGAUAUCUAUCAUCUUUGAAGCCACGGUAAAUCUACCAACCGAUCGAUUGUCGGCCUUCAUCAUCAGUAUCGAAAUCCCUCAUGAGUUGCUGCGCCUCGAAUUGGAUGCUCCUUUGCUUGAAAAGUUGGAUUUGAUUAGGAACACCUUCAGCCGGAUGAACAUCAGGAAACAGACUAACCUGCUCUACCGUCAAGCAAACUUCAACUUGCUGCGGGAAGAGUCUGAAGGUUUUGCAAAGCUGAUGACUGAACUGUUCACCACAAGCGGAAACGAGCCACCCACUGGCGAAGUAGUCGAAGAAACGGUCGAGAAGGUCAAAGCGAUGAUUGGUGCGUUCGAUUUGGACGUUGGUAGGAGUCUUGACGUUGUUCUUGACGUUUUUGGUGCCGUCCUUGUCAAACAGUUCCGAUUUUUCGUCAAAUUCCUCAGGGCUAGUCCUUGGUGGCCACGCUUCUCAACACUCUCGAAGAACCACAAUGCACUGAGUGGCCUUCCUAUGUGGGCACUGCCAUUAUCACCGGAUUGGCACCUUUCAGAAGAGCAAAGACAGACAGUUGAUGCUCAAGCUCGAAUCCGUGACGAGUCCUUCUGGGACCAAGCCCGAGAAAAGGGCCUUCCUGCAUUUCACCUUCUUGGUAGAAUUGCAGCAACUACUGAGCAAAUGGCGGCGGCCGCUGCAGCUCCCGAGGAAGAUCUGGCUGCACAGUGGAUACGGGAGACGGGGGUUCAACCGCCACCAGGCAAUCGCGACGCGGCACAGCUGCUCGGAUUCAAACUACGAUUUUACUCGUCCUCGCCAGCGCGUGACGAGACAGAUGUGCUUCCUGAUAAUCUGAUUUAUCUGUCCGCCCUUCUCAUCAAGAUCGGUUUCAUAUCGUUGAAAGACUUAUACCCACAUAUCUGGAGGGGUGAUGAAGACAUGGAGGAGUUGAAACAACAAAAAACAAAGGAAAAGGUAGAUCGAGAACGGGCUGCGCGACCAGGUGCUGGUGCAAAGAAUGCUCUGCUAAUGGCAGGUGCUCUUGCAGACGACACGUUACCUGUUCCAGCACGGCUGAAAGAAUCGACCACCCGCUCCAGCACCCCCUCCAAGGAAGUCGAUGGCGAGAAGCCUAGCACCAAGGACACGACCGAACCUUCGGACCAGAAGGUUCUGUUACUUAAAAGCCUCCUCGCCAUCGGAGCACUCCCUGAGGCGUUGUUUAUCCUAGGUCGCUUUCCAUGGCUGAUGGAACUCUUCCCCGACCUACCCGAGUAUGUCCACCGCAUUCUACAUCAUUCUCUGAGCCAAGUCUACAAUGCAACACAGCCUUUGCAGGAUCGCCCUUCGCUUCGUGAAAGGAGGCCCAGCUAUGAAACUGAUGUACCUGGCUUACAAAAGGGGCAAGUGAAGAUUGUCGACAGUCCAGAUCGGAAGGUGUUGCGCUGGGCCAUGCUCGAUCGCAACGACAGCCCCGAUGGGAACAGUUAUCGAUUCUACUGGGACGAAUGGAACGACAAUAUUCCAGUUUGCCGGACAGUCGACGAUGUGUUCACGCUCUGCGACACCCUCCUGCCUCUCGUGGGGGUAAAGAUCGGCCAGGAUCCUGGUCUCCUUCUCAAGAUUGCUCGUAUCGGCAGACAUAGUCUACAGACCGAUCGAGCAGAGCAUAACCGUUCCAGGUGGUUGAACUUGAGCAAACGCAUUUUGUUGCCUUCAUUAAGCUUGACAAAAUCCAAUGCCGGGGUCGUAAAUGAGGUCUUUGAGCUGAUCAGCAAUUUCCCAGUCAGUAUACGAUACUUGAUGUAUCUAGAGUGGCUGUCCGGUAGCACAUCACGCAAUCCUGAUAUCAAAUCCGCUUUUGAUCAGGCAAGGUCAGAAACAAAAGACAUCCUCAAACGUAUCUCAAACACGAAUGUCCGACCAAUGGCUCGUUCACUGGCCAAAAUUGCGUUCGCCAACCCUCACAUUGUCAUUACUACUGCGCUCACUCAGAUCGAGGUCUAUGACAGCAUCGCCGAAGUAUUUGUCGAGGGUGCACGUUAUUUUACAGACCUAGGCUAUGAUGUUCUCACAUGGGCUAUUGUAAGUUCGAUGGCGAAAGCAGGGAGGAGCCGUACUCAGGAUGGGGGCAUGUUUACCAGCCGAUGGCUGUCAGCCUUGGCUCAUUUCGCGGGUAAGAUCUACAAACGAUACGGCAUGAUGAGGCCAGGCCCAAUCUUGCAAUAUGUGGUUGAGCAACUCGAACGUGGCAAUACUACAGAUCUCAAGAUGCUAGAACAGGUUGUUCUCGCCAUGGGUGGCAUCGCUCCCGACACCAGCUACAAUGAUGCACAAUUACAAGCCAUGGGUGGCGGCCCGUUGCUUCAGUCCCAGACUAUACUUCAACUACUCGAUCGGCGACACGAUUCCAAGAAAACCUCAGAGCGACUGAUAAAAUCACUCCAAGAUACCGGCUUAGGGGCUAAAUUUUUGAUUUCUAUGGCUCAACAACGCCAGUCUUGUGUCUUUAAGGAGGGCGAUGUGCCCCUUAAGGCCAUUGGCAAUACCUAUGAUGAAGUGCAUCGAGUCAUGGUCCAAUAUCUCGAUCUGUUACGCACCAACUUUUCCGUCGAAGACUUUCAAUCCACCAUACCAGAUGUGGUGAGCUUACUGAUAGAAUAUGAAAUUCGGCCUGAGAUUGCAUUCUGGAUCAGUCGGCCUUCCAUUUCCAGACAAAUCGUCGAGUAUGACAAGGAUCAGGCAAAAGACCAGCGCUCGGAGGAUCUUACGGACAAAACGGUCAAUGGUGACGUGGAGAUGUCUGACCAGAUCAACGGUGGUUCUGAAGAAGACGGCGAGGCCAUCGAGACUGACGCUGCCACAAAUGAUUCACCUACUGAUGGCGACGCCUCAGGACCUAGCCUUGAGCUAGAGUCAAGUGGAAAGACCCCAGGCUCUUCGGACCUCACAGCGGAAAAUUGCUGGCAUCCUGUCAUGCGAGACCUGAUGUUGGCCAUUCAACCCUCCCUUCCUGAUGAGGUAGUCGACAAUAUAGGCACUGGCUUCUAUGCGACCUUUUGGCAGCUUUCUUUAUACGACAUCACUAUUCCAGGCAAAUCGUACGAGGAUGAGUUGUCACGUCAGCACAAGAAGAUCGCUGCCAUCUCAGCAGACCGCUCAGAUGUCAGCGUCUCCGGGUCGAAGAAGAAAGAACUCGCGAAGAAGGAAAUCACGGAUCUUGUCGACGAGCUGCUUGCAGAGAAUAAACAACACCUCAAGGCCUUUGCAGAAAGUAAGGCACGACUGCAACGAGAAAAAGAUCAAUGGUUCCUCGGGAAGGCUAGAAUGGACAAACAACUCAACACGUCUCUGAUGGAAUACUGUUUCCUUCCUCGCCUCCUCUCUUCGGCCCUGGACGCUUACUUCUGCUUCAAGUUCGUCAAAUUCCUUCAUGGCGCUGGAACACCUAACUUUAGAACCCUCGGUUUCUACGACUUGAUCUUCAAGACACCACGCCUUAUAUCGCUAAUAUUCAUGUGCACAUCAAAGGAGGCCGAUAAUCUUGGCAGAUUUCUCAAUGAGGUCUUGAAAGAUCUCUCUCGGUGGCAUGCCACCAAAACAACCUACGAAAGAGAGGCAUGGGGAAGCAAGAAGAACCUGCCCGGUUUUGCCAUGAAAGUUGAAGCAGGGAAGGUUGUCUCUCUGUUGGACUUUGAAAGCUUUCGAAGAGUACUCUACAAGUGGCAUAGUAACGUCUAUGCCGCACUACAGAAGUGUUUAGGAUCACCAGAAUACAUGCACGUUCGAAAUGCAAUCUCGGUACUUCGGACAAUUUCGGCAGUUUAUCCUGCUGUCAACAUCCACGGGAUGGGACUACAGAAGGCUGUCGAUAAGCUUCACGAGUCAGACAAGGAAGACCUUAAAGUCUCGUCCCAAGCUUUGCUCGGAGCUCUACAUCGCAGGGAAAAGGUCUGGAGCGACCCACAAGCAUUCCGACACGGCUCAGAAACCGCUGGAGAGCAUACAGAGCCUGCAUCUCAGCCAAAGGCUGAAGAGAUCAAAGAGAAGGGAGGUGCACAAAAUAACCGUGGCGAGGAGAGUGAACUCAAAGACACGACCAUGACACACGCGCCUGACAAGAAAGAGGAGACACCAUCUGUCGAGAAGGACGUAAAGCCACCAAAAUCCUCAGCAUCAGCAGAAGCUCCUCGGCCAGCAUCCAGAACAGGCUCGCGGUUGGCAACGACGAAUGGCUCUUCCACGCCGACGAGACAAACACCCGACACUAGCUCAACAUCAAAGCCAGACACAAGAGCCGCCCGCGCUGAGUCGGGACGUUCUCAAAAUCUCCCUCGUCGCUUGUCUCCACCUCCUCGAACUCUACCAACGGGCUUACCUAGUCGACCAGAUUUCCCUGACCCCCGAUCCAGCAACAGAGAAAGUCCACGUAUGCCGUCAAGACUUCAGGCUGACCCGCACAGACCGGCCUUCGAGGCUAGGAGCAGUCAUGGUCGAGACGUGAGGUCCGGUUACAGAGGUCAUGAAUUAGCUGCUGAAGACCCUGAGCGUCACCCACGAAGGUACGAAAGGCCAGACGCCCCACCACAUAUCAGUCGAGAUGAGCGGGGACAUCCACGGGAUUCUGACAGAGGUAAACCGUACGAUCGUAGUACGCAGCCGGAGCGAGAUCGCCCCUUGUCUCGGCCGGGGCCCAUGGUUGAUCGCAACAGAGACGGUCGAGACCGCGAACCAACACCAAGAUCACGGCCAUCAACGUCGUCUGAGCCACCUGCACCUUCUACCAAACUCCUGCCGAAAAAGGAACCGGAUCAAACAAUGCCAAAAGAAGCAUCUGGUACUCAAUCGGCCCAACCUGCGAUCAAUCCUGCCCGUGCUGCCCUGAUUGAUGGUACAUCGGAUCAGCGCUCGAGCUCAGGCACACGUGGAACAGGACCUGAGAGAUCUUCGAGAUCCUCGCGUCCCGCUUCUCCCCAUCGAGAAGAGGAACGAAGAUCGUAUCCUCGACGUGAUGGAGACGAGCGACACCAUCCUAGUAGCCGACCAGAGGCACCUCCACCCCGUCAGCCCCCGUACACCCCGUCCUCGUCCGAUCCUUCAUCAGUUGGACCGGGCAUGCGUGGUACAGGGCAUGGCAGCUUCAAGAGAGAUUCUAGACAAGGCCCACCAAUCGAUAUGCAGCAUGGUCGACUUGAGCGAGAACCUCAAUCGCAACGUCCCAUGAGCUCUCGUGGUACUGAUUCGCAACAGGAGGCUGAAGUUCCUUCUGGACCUCGUGGCAGGCCAGCACCAGGAGCUGGUCCGUCAAUGAGAAUAUCUCCUCUUAAUACACAGGUUCCCACAGGCGCUCACACCGACAGACCAACGCCGACAGGACCGUCACGACGACACGGACGGACAAGCUCGUACAAUGAGAGUGCUCCCUCACCAGGUGCGCCGUCGGAAGCAAUUGGCGUUCAUCCUUCUCGAUUGAAUCAGAUCGAGGCAACAACGACAGAAGCUCCACGCUCUGGUCAGCCUCCCCCUUCGUCUCACCAGAGCCAACCCCCUUCAGGUCCCAGAGGCAAUGCACCCCUCGGUGCUCCUUCAGGACCAUCUCCAACAUCAAGAGGUCCGCCAUCUGGUCCUCACCCCAUGGACAUGGGAGGAAGGUCUGGACGAAACAAUCGACAUCCACUUGCUGCAGUCAACAACACGCUGGCCCAGGCAGGAACCUCAAUCCGUGGAAGAGGCGGCCCUGCAAGACAAGCCGGGGAGUCCUUCGGCCCUACGUCCGGGAUGGCGCCCCCACCUCCUCCACCUCCACCGCCACCUGGUGGCCCUCCAGCAAACUACAGUCCUAGUUCAAACGGCUAUCCAGCACAAAAAGACUUAUUCCCGACGCAGAACCCCAAUGACGUUCCUGUCGCUGCACGGCCUUCGUCUUCACGGCAUGAAAGCAGCAAAGAUCGAAGGUCCGAGCUUUCAGAGGAACGAGGGUCGGAAAGAAGAUCCUCUCGACAUUCCAGCCGCCAUGACGACGGGAGGGAGGAGCGAGAACAUCGGAGUGAUAGAGCGAGUAGAGAUGGGCGUGGUGAUAAACAUGGUGGCGGGGACUCGUCAAGGAAUGAUGAGAGAUCAAGUCGAAGGGAGCAGUAUCCGCAAGAGGGCAGCGAGAGGAGGGGAGGCUAUUCGAGAUCAGGACCGCCUCGAGACGAUCAGACAUCAAGAAAGCACGGUAGAAGCGACGAUGGAGCACCAUACAGCGGAGGACCUGGACCGGGGAUGGGCGGAAGAGGAGGUGCUAGAAUUGCCAGCGAAUCCAAACGUCCCCGACGAGGACCUUGAGAUUUCGAGGAUGCUCUCUCAUUCCGAUUGGACACCGCAGCGGAUGAUGAGUACUACUAUGGCCGAAGUGAUGACAAGAACGCUACCACCAAGUUCUAGCUGGAGAUUUGUGUUCCAGAAUGUUUUAGUACCUGCUAUAAAUGAAGAUCUUAGAAAAAUGUCAAAAAGAUAUCAGACAAGGGAGCUGCAUAUCACCAAGC
This is a messenger RNA of Exophiala oligosperma, 7369 nucleotides long. RefSeq lists its product as uncharacterized. Lineage: Eukaryota; Fungi; Ascomycota; Eurotiomycetes; Chaetothyriales; Herpotrichiellaceae. Gene Ontology annotation, cellular component: THO complex part of transcription export complex. The transcript has a single exon. Gene Ontology annotation, molecular function: mRNA binding. Bases 216 to 7169 code for a protein of 2317 amino acids. The record is from RefSeq and is a predicted model, not a curated record. Gene Ontology annotation, biological process: mRNA processing; mRNA export from nucleus.